AUGUUUUCGUUUUAUGCCGCGGAAACCCCCGAACAGGUCAAAAAAGCCCAAGGCCUACAUCUGAUAACUUCUUUAACUCCAAACGGAAGGAAAGUCCACAUUCUGCUCGAAGAACUCAAAGACGCCUACGGCCUUGAAUGGAAAACGAGUCUGAUCGAUCUCGACAAGGACGAAAUCGACCGCGACAAGAAUGAACAGAGAAAAGACUGGUUUCUCAGGCUAAAUCCCAAUGAUACUUCUCUCCCUUUGAAUAUGUAG
Molecule: messenger RNA, 258 nt
Organism: Penicillium waksmanii
Lineage: Eukaryota; Fungi; Ascomycota; Eurotiomycetes; Eurotiales; Aspergillaceae
Exons: 2
Coding region: 1-258 (85 amino acids)
Source: RefSeq, a predicted model, not a curated record